AGAAAGAGGCAGGGACCAUGACCUAGUGUGUGCGGAGCCCCGAAGCAAUGAGACCAGAGGAACCGAGUGGGGACGACUGGGUGACUGUAGGCCAACCCAGGAGGUGGGGGAAGGGAAGAGAGGGGGAAGGAUGGCUGGCUGUGUCGAAAUUUGGAGCUUUGGUGGAGCUUUCUCCCACUGUCAGCUUUCAGCGUCAGACAGCUCAGCUGGAUGGGGACGGGGGGCAAGGCUGGGGACGCUUGGGGGUGUGCCCGGCGGGCCCUCCCCUUCGCAUUCCGCCCCUUUAAGCAGCUUGACGAGACCAGAGGUUGCAGCUAUUUCUAUCCCAGGAAAUCCCCACGCCAUCUGUGACCAAUGGAGCCCUGAUCUCCCUUCCCAAAGACUGGGCCUGACAGUCCGUCGCUCCCAGGGCGGGAGAAAGCCUGGAUUGGUUGCCCGGGUGUCUGCCAGUGGGGGUUAUAAUGGCAGAGGGGGAACCGGGAACGGCAGUGGAGGUCCAUGGGCUGCCCUUUGAUGUGCCAGAUGAGCUGCUCACACUUUACUUUGAGAACCACCGACGAUCUGGUGGGGGGCGUGUAUUGAGCUGGCAGAGACUUGGCCAUGGGGGCAUCCUCACCUUUCAAGAACCUGCAGAUGCUUGGAGGGUAUUGGCCCAGGCAGAGCAUCGAUUGCAAGGUGCUCGCCUAUGCCUGCGGCCAGCCCCACCAUGUGCCACUACCCGCCUGCUCCUCCAAGGGUUGCCAGCUGGCACCACACCCCAGCGUCUGGAGCAGCAUGUUCAGGCCCUAUUGUGUGCCAUAGGACACCCAGUGCGGCCCUGCCGUGCCCUGGCCAGCCCCAGGCCUGACAGGGCCCUGGUCCAGCUACCCAUGCCUCUUCCUGAAGCAGAAUUCCGGGUCCUAAAGGAACAGGCUCAGAAUCUGGGCCUGGAUGGGGCCUCUGUGUCUGUGGCCCAGGUGCCCCAGGCUCGAGCAGUGCGUGUGGUAGGAAGCAGCCCACCCGUGGACUUGCUGCUGCUGGAGCUAUACCUGGAGAAUGAGCGCCGCAGUGGUGGUGGGGCCCUGGAGGGCCUUCGCAGCCUGCCUAGGCAGUUGGGCACUGUCGUCUCCUUCCAGCAGUGGCAGGUGGCAGAACGGGUGUUACAGCGAGAUCACUGGCUGCAGGGCUCAGAGCUGAGCCUGGUCCCCCACUAUGAAGUCCUGGAGCCUGAGGAGCUUGCUGAGGGCACUGCUAGAGGGAACCACCUAUCCGUGAUGGAUCCUGGAACUGUGGACCAUGGUCUCCUGGAGGCUGGAGGGCUGGCAGGGGCCCCAAAGGGUGCAGGGACUAUAACUAUAGAUUCUGGGGAGGCACCAGGGCAAUUAGGAGCCUCUCUGGGAAAAAUAAACAAGGGAUCUUCAAGACAGGUCAUACUAGAUGAUUUGGGAACUGUGAGAUCUCCAGAGCAAGAGGGGCUAAUGAACCAGGGUCCUGUGGAGCUGCUGGAGCAGGAGAGUGCCAUGAGCGUGGAAACUAUAGGGUCUCCAGAGCAGGCUGGGCUCUUGAGCCCAGAGCUUAAGGGAUCUGCAGGACUGGUGGGCCCAAUGGAGAGCUCCAUGAAGUUGCUAGGGCAGCAGGGCCCAGGACCCUUGGAUCUGCUAGAGCAGGAGGGCCUGAUAGGAGUUGCCAUGAGCUCACUGGGGCAGGAGGGGCUGGUGAGUCCAGUGGAUAUCACCAUGGACUCUGCAGGGAAGGCUGGGUUGGAGAGCCCAGGGCAUGUGGGGAUGCUGGGGCAGGAGGGCCGGGUAGAGAUUGUGUUGUCGAUGGAGCCAGGGGCAAUGCGCUUCCUGCAACUUUAUCAUGAGGACCUUCUUGCCAGCUUGGGAGAUGUUGCCCUCUUCCCACUUGAAGGAAUGGAUGUGACAGGCUUUCGGCUCUGUGGAGCCCAGGCCCCAUGCCAAGCGGCCCAGGAGUUGCUACAGAGUCUGCUGGGCAGCAUUAGCUGCCACAUGCUGAGCCUGAGGCAUCCAGGCAGUGCCAGAUUCCUGCUGGGGACAGAAGGACAGCACCUUCUUCAGGUUCUAGAGGCUCAGUUCCAGUGUGUUUUUGGGACAGAGCAUCUGGCUAGUGCUACUGUGGACACAAACUCUGAAGAGAUGGAUCCCACUGAGGCCCUUCAGGUCCUCCCUGCACACAGCUACACUCUGUGGUCCCCAGAGAGUACAGGCGCUGACCAGGAGAAUGUGAGCCUGGAGGAAGUCCAAGAGAUGCUGGCCACCUUGGAGAGCCUAGAUCUGGAGCACUGGAAGCCCCCGGAGCUGCAGGAGGAGAAGCAUGAGGAACAACCAGAGGAUGCAGCAAAUCCAGAGGAGGAGGAGAGUAUAUCUGGAGCUGGGGAGGAGCCUGUGGCACCUAACACUGGCACACCUGAUCAUGAACAGCUGAAGGAGGAGGCUGCACUGCAGCUGGCCCUCCACCGCUCACUGGAGUCUCAGGACCAGGUGGCUGAGCAGAAGGAAGCUGCCACACUAAGGCGAGCCCUGGCCCUCUCCCUCUUGGAGCAGCCUCUGUUGGAGGCAGAAGAGCCCCUGAGUGGCUGUUCAGAUAAUGGGGCCCAACUGGUGGUGCAUGUGUCUUUUGAGCAGGAUAUGGAAGAGUUGGACCGGGCACUAACGGCUGCCUUGGAGGAACACCUCCAGGAGAAGACAGUCAGGCUCCAGGGCCAUGUGCUGCCCACAGAACUGUGUGCUCCCCUGGAGCGGUGCCAUGGUGUGAGUGUUGCCCUGUGUGGUGACAGUAUUCGUCUCCGUGGCUUUGGGACCCAGCCUGCUCGUGCAGCCCGCCACUUAACUGCACUUCUUGCUGGCCCUUGGGAUCAGAGUUUGGCCUUCCCCUCUGGGGUUUCAGGUACCACCUUGCCAGAGCAGAGCUUGAAUGAACCCUUGGGUAGACUGGAGGGUCUGGCAGAGAGUACCAGGGAGUUCCAGGAAGUGGUGCAAGCCUUCUACAACACCCUGGAUGCUGCUCACAGCAGAAUCUGCAUUGUCCAGGUGCAGCGUGUGUCCCACCCGCUGCUGGAGCAGCAGUACCAGCUGCACCGGGAUCGUCUGGUGCAACGCUGCACGCAGCACCCUGCAGAGCAGGUCCUGUACCACGGCACGUCGGCGUCCGCGGUGCCUGAGAUCUGUGCGCACGGCUUCAAUCGCAGCUUCUGUGGCCGCAAUGGCACGCUAUACGGGCAGGGCGUGUACUUCGCCAAGCGCGCCUCCCUGUCGGUGCAGGACCGAUAUUCGCCCCCCAACGACGAUGGCCACAAAGCGGUAUUCGUGGCACGGGUGCUGACAGGGGACUAUGGGCAAGGCUGCCAGGGUCUGCGGGCUCCCCCUCUUCGGGCAUCCGGCCACACCCUCCUGCGCUAUGACAGCGCUGUGGACUGCCUCAACCAGCCCAACAUCUUUGUCAUUUUCCACGACACCCAGGCGCUGCCCACCCACCUCAUCACCUGCAAGCGCCUGCCCCACGUUUCCUCUGCAACCCCUCUUGAGCUUUAAGGGCCCUCUCCAGCCACCUGACUCCAGGCGGGCUUGCUCCUCAAAUUCCCGCUCUCACACCCCGCAUGGCGAUAGCUAGCAGGGGCCAAACAGACCCAGAGCACUGGGCCAACGCGCUCCUCCGCCGGACCCACCACCAGGGGUCAGCAGAGCCCAGCGGGAGGGUACGCCGACUGGACACGCCCGUCUUGGCCCGACCCCGCCCGAGCGCGGUUCUGUUUUUGAAUAAAACCUGUGCGCGACAGGGCAGAAGGACCCUGGAAACUCAAAA
Molecule: messenger RNA, 3801 nt
Organism: Cavia porcellus (domestic guinea pig)
Lineage: Eukaryota; Metazoa; Chordata; Mammalia; Rodentia; Caviidae
Gene: Parp10
Product: poly(ADP-ribose) polymerase family member 10
Exons: 11
Coding region: 462-3530 (1022 amino acids)
Biological process (GO): protein poly-ADP-ribosylation; negative regulation of gene expression
Cellular component (GO): nucleus; cytoplasm
Molecular function (GO): NAD+ poly-ADP-ribosyltransferase activity; NAD+-protein mono-ADP-ribosyltransferase activity; transcription corepressor activity
Source: RefSeq, a predicted model, not a curated record